This is a messenger RNA of Tarenaya hassleriana, 1910 nucleotides long. Its product is annotated as WPP domain-interacting protein 3-like. The coding region runs from base 355 to 1725 and encodes 456 amino acids. The transcript is spliced from 2 exons. The record is from RefSeq and is a predicted model, not a curated record. NCBI's taxonomy places the organism in Eukaryota, Viridiplantae, Streptophyta, Magnoliopsida, Brassicales, Cleomaceae.
CCUCGCCUUUAUUCGAUUCGAUUCGAUUCGUUUCUUCAUUUUCUGGGAAUUCAUGGCACUCGGUGGAUGAUUCCUGUAUGGUUCGAAUUCGCUAGAAUUUUUCAAGUUGGCGAUUCAUGCGGUGAGUUUGAUAUAAUCAAUGAGGUGGGGAUCGGUGUUUGAGUUCUGCGUAAUUUGCGUACUGUUGAGUGAAAUGAGCUGAAUUUGGUGCUCGUGGGUCCAAGAUUUUCGAUUUUCUUGAUUUCUUUUGGGAUGUGUUUCUGCUGAUUAGGGUUCUUGGGUAACAUCUCUUACCCCUGUUCUGAAUUCGAUCCGUUUCGCUUACUCAAAAGGUUUUUGGAUAAAGGGUCAACGAUGAAUGAGGCUAUAAACACGGUUUCAGCUGAAAAUGGGAGCGCCAAUGGGUUAUUGCCUGAUGAUAAUCAUGAAGAGGGUGUUGGAUCCGCACAACAAGAGAAUGCAAGUAUCGUGAGGGAUGGAUCUCCGGGUGGAUUAUCGCCUUCGAUAAGAAAAGGAUACGGGUUGAAGAAAUGGAGACGAAUCAAGAGAGAUAGCCUCGUGACGGAAGGGGUGGUUGCCAUUGAUAGCAGUAAAGUCCUGAAGCGUGGAUUAUCGGGUCCUGUUAAUCCUCCUAAACCUGCAGACUUAUCUUCGAUUGAAGCCAGACAGAGUAGUGAAGGCUCUGUCGGAUCCGUAAAUAUGAUGAAUCAUCUGGGUUCAGGAAAAGUGUUUAGUCCCGUUCCAGGUUCUGCGUUUAUCGUAGGCCAAGCGUUUUCUGAAAGUGUCGGGCUGGAGAAGAGCGAGGAUCGUAAUAGUAAGGUGGAAUGUGGUAGCAGUGUUGGAGGAAAGAUUAGUUCGGGUAGCUUAUCUCAAAGAGCUCAACAAGGCAAAAGCCAGAUUGAUACCAUUAAGAAGGCUAGAGCGGAGCAGGUAGAAGGCGAGAAGGAAAAUCCUUCUUGCAGCUUGGAUUCCGACUUGAGAAGCACUGAUUUUGUAUUUUCGAGUGGUGCGUUUUCUCAUGAUGACAAGGGGAAGCAUGGUGAGAAAUUGUUGAAUGAGUAUAGAAAUGAGGGUCAGCAAUUCAGCCGGGAAGAUCAAAAUGGUCACAGAAAAGAAAACGGAGAAAGAGAAGAAGAUAGCGUUUCGAAAGACUAUCUUUCCCGGUUAGAGAACGAUCUGCUUGCGGAUUCAAUCAGGAAUCUUGCAGCUGUGCAGGAAGCUCUUGAGAAAGAAGUUCAGAACUUUUCGGAAAUCGGGAGAGAUUCUAUACCGCUACAUCGCAGCAUAGAUGAGUCGGGUUUUUCAUCUGACCAACCGGGAAACGUAGAAAAUCCGAGAGAAAAUAGCUCGGAAUCACAGGUACCGAUCUUGAAGCAGCGAGUAACCCAUCUCGAAAGCAAACUGGGGGAAGCAAAGGCCAAGCUUGAGGCCAAGGAUGCCAAGAUCCGGGAAUUAGAGAACUCGAAGAUCGAAACUGAGCUCGAGGGCAUUCUCCAGAGAAAGAUGGAAGCUGAAAUCGAACAUCUGCUGCUCACGAGAUCUCUGGAAGAACCGAAGAAAACGCGUAAUCUGAGGGAAGAUCCGGGACACAAGUCGGGAAACAUCUCGGGGAGAGCAUUCAAGUCCGGCCUUUGUUUCUUGGCGCAGUUGAUUUUGCUUCUCUGCAUACUCAGGUUUUUCAUCUUGCAGCUAUUGCCCGACUCACAGAUCGUUAUACCAACUUAAAAAAGAGUUGCGUAGAUUCAUCUCUUUUGGUCAACCGAACAUUUUUUUCAGGUACGAUCGUUUGUUUGUUUAGCAUAUAAUCUUGUCGGAUUUUCUUUUAUGUUGAAGCUGUAAUAAGUAUUAACGAUUAGCUGCGGAGUUGUUUUUGUCUCGGGUGGUUUGGUUACUGGUGAAGUUUUUAGUCA